Molecule: messenger RNA, 844 nt
Organism: Megalopta genalis
Lineage: Eukaryota; Metazoa; Arthropoda; Insecta; Hymenoptera; Halictidae
Source: RefSeq, a predicted model, not a curated record
CGGCGGCUCUAGUCUUAAAUAUAUAUGUCCGGUUGAAAAAUGUGUAUCGAACUCGCGGCGAGAGAACGCGUCGCGUAUAUGGAAAUAUGAUAUGCAGAACGCAGGUUGUUCCAGCCCGUUCGUUUAAUUCCUGGGAGCCGUUCGACUAAAAGGCGGAUGUCCUCGCUGACUUACCCGUACGCGGCCACGUGGUGUCCUGUGUGCGACAAACGAGUCAGCGACAAAGGGGAAGACACGUGCACGCUCCUCGCCCAUAUUCGCAAAUCUCACCCCAAGCGCUCGUGUCAAUAUUUGCCCGAGUGUGAAAAGGAGGUGUCUAAAAAAUCGUCCAAACGUGUAAGUUCGAAGAACUCUGUCAGAACAGGCAGCAACGUCAGAACAAACGAACCAAAGAAAGUCUACGCCACCCGAGUGGACACAUGGAAGUCGCAUAAUGAGAUGAAAAUCUGUCCGAAAUGUAAAAAGGAAGCAGUCCCGACGCUUCACGCUCGCGGAGAUAAACUGACAACGUCGCAUAUCGGAGCUCUGUGCCUCUUAGGAUGCUGGCCGCUUUGCUUUGUGCCGCUGAUGAUGAAGCGUGCGAAGAAAGUUCGCAUGAUCUGCCCGUUGUGCGGAUACGUGUACGGCAGCUUUGAGUAUAAAAAUACUGGGCUAUCACCGUGCAAAACAGAAUCCGAAGAUUCGCAGGCGAGACUGUCAUCCACACCGAUCAGUUUUCGAUUGCAAACAGUGAACGAAGAUUGAACAUUCGUGAUACAAAAAUAACAAAGAACGAAUAAACCCCGUCAAAUUCUGAAGUAUUUUUGUUCUUUAACUUUAAUAAAAUAUGAAUUAAAAGAAGGCA